Molecule: messenger RNA, 357 nt
Organism: Cladophialophora yegresii CBS 114405
Lineage: Eukaryota; Fungi; Ascomycota; Eurotiomycetes; Chaetothyriales; Herpotrichiellaceae
Exons: 2
Coding region: 1-357 (118 amino acids)
Source: RefSeq, a predicted model, not a curated record
AUGUCUCCACAUGGUGCAGCCAUGAGUUCCUCUCCUCAUUCUGUCGAUGAGACCAUCAAUCAUGGCACACCAUCCACCAACAUCACCGCCUUCACUCCUGAGGCUGUUUCCGUCAACAAAGGAAAAGGUCGUGCUGUUGACUCGGCUUGCCGCCCUGUUCUUACACUUCGCCCUGGUCAACUCAAGCUUGCAAACCUUGGCGAUGAGUCUGAAGAAGACAUCUUCUUGUCUGCUCCGUCCACCAAAGGCACUCAGCUCUCCCCAACUGCCGAAGUCUUCACUCCUACUUUGCCAACUGUUUUCAUGAAGAAGGAUGCAGAAGGUCAGGCUGAGAACAACGUUCAUGCUGAAGAGUAA